Aspergillus udagawae is the source of this 660-nucleotide messenger RNA. Its product is annotated as emp24/gp25L/p24 family protein. The record is from RefSeq and is a predicted model, not a curated record. Lineage: Eukaryota; Fungi; Ascomycota; Eurotiomycetes; Eurotiales; Aspergillaceae. Bases 1 to 660 code for a protein of 219 amino acids. The transcript is spliced from 4 exons. Gene Ontology annotation, biological process: intracellular protein transport; Golgi organization; endoplasmic reticulum to Golgi vesicle-mediated transport. Gene Ontology annotation, cellular component: endoplasmic reticulum; Golgi apparatus; endoplasmic reticulum-Golgi intermediate compartment.
AUGGGCACCUCCUCACGAUCCAGCACGAGGACACUCCUCGGUAUCUUCUUCCUGCUCCUUGUCCAGCUCUCAUCCGCUUUGAAAUUCGACCUGCAAGCCAACAGCGGGCACAACGAGCGAUGUAUACGCAACUUUGUCUUCAAGGACCAAUUGGUCGUUGUGACUGCUAUUGUGAGCGGGCAGAAGGGUGAUGGGCAGGUUGUGAAUAUGCACAUUAAGGAUGCGCUUGGGAAUGACCAUGGUCGGCCUAAGGAUAUCGCGGGCGAGACUCGUCAGGCAUUCACCUCUGUUGCGGACACCGCGUUUGAUGUUUGCUUUGAGAAUAAGCUGGUUUCCCACCAUGGUGUUGCAAACCCGUACAAGUCUGUCGAGCUCGAUGUCGAGAUUGGCGCCGACGCCCGUGACUGGUCCAGCGUUCAGGCUGCGGAGAAGCUCAAGCCGGUCGAAACUGAUCUCCGUCGUAUCGAGGAGAUGGUGGCGGAGAUCGUCAACGAGAUGGAAUACCUGCGGGCCCGCGAACAGAAGCUGCGGGAUACAAAUGAGAGCACCAACGAGCGCGUGAAGUGGUUUGCUUUUGGCACUAUGGGAAUGCUGGUCGGACUGGGUGUUUGGCAGGUUAUAUACCUCAGGGCUUACUUUAGGUCGAAGCAUCUUAUCUGA